UGGCUGCAGGUGCUGUCCCGUCAGACGGCGGAGGGGCGUGACGGGCUGGCAGCGAGCUCGUGUCCCGCCCCAGGCCCGCAGCUGCGGCCGGACUCGGAGCGUGGGGAGCCGGGGCCGCUGCGCUGCAGGGAGCUGCGCCGCGGGGCCUGCCGGACAGACGGGCGCCAUGGUGGAGUACUACCAAGUGCUGGGCGUGCCCCGGAACGCCUCCUCGGACGACAUCAAGAAGGCGUACAGGAAGGCGGCGCUGAAAUGGCACCCGGAUAAGAACCCGGAGAACAAGGAACACGCCGAGCGGAAGUUCAAAGAGAUCGCGGAGGCCUACGAAGUGCUGUCAGACAAGGAGAAGCGAGACAUCUACGACCGCUAUGGCAAGGAAGGCCUCAUGGGAGCAGCAGGGCCUGGGGGAUCAAGAGCCGACGUGGGAGUCCCCGAAUUCACCUUCACCUUCCGCAGCGCCCACGACGUCUUCCGGGAGUUCUUCGGCGGGCGGGAUCCCUUCGCUGACCUCUUCGAUGAGAUGCUGCCGUUCUCAGAGCUGCGGGGAACUGGCCUCCGACACCCCGGAUCAGGCUCCUUCUUCUCCUCUUUCCCGGCAUCCUCAGAUUUCUUCUCCUCGUCCUUCAGCCCCGGCACCGAGCCCGGAAUCGGCUUCCGCUCGGUUUCCACCUCCACCACCUUCGUCAACGGCAAACGCAUCACCACGAAGAGGAUUGUGGAGAACAGGCAGGAGCGGGUGGAGGUGGAAGAGGACGGGGAGCUGAAAUCGAUCCACGUUAAUGGUGUCCCUGACGACAUGGCGCUGGGGCUGGAGCUGAGCCGCCGGGAGCAGCAGGCCCUCCUGGGCCAGGCCUCGCACUCGCCCCCUGCGCCGCCGCGGCCCCGCGGCUCGUCCCCGGUCUGCCUGUACACGGACAGCGAGGAGGAGGACGAGGACCUGCAGCUGGCGAUGGCCUACAGCCUGUCGGAGAUGGAGGCCGCGGGGCAGCACCGAGCAGGUGUGUUCUGAGGGCCGCGCUGCGGGCACCUGCCACGCUCAGUCACCCAGGGAGGCUGCUCACGCCCGGACAUCGCUCUGUUUCCACCCCUGCCCCCCAGUGCCCCCGGGCUGCCCAGUGGGGGGGCUCUGUCGCUGUCUGCGCAGCAGGGUGUAGUCGGCUGUAGCUAGUGGAGGGGGGCUGGUUGCGCUGGGGGCACAGAUUCCAUCCUGGCUCCAGCCCUGGCCCAUGGCAUGCGCGUGGCCUGGCUGGGCAGUGCCCUGGCAGCGCUGCAGGCUGGCUGGGACGGGGGAAGGCGGGCUGGGGGCAGAGCCCUGGGCACCUCCAGCCCUGCUCUGCCAGGAGUUGCUGUGGCUGGGGUGGGAAGAGGCCUGAUUGCAGGGGUGGAGGCAGCCCAGGGCCAGGCAUCUCCCCCGCCCCCAUCUGCUCCUCCCUGUGGCCCUUCCUGGUUGUGGGGGCUGCAGCUGGAAGAGAUGGCGGGUUCCCCGUCAGAGCCUGCACCCUGCGAGAGGAUCUUACUCCACAACCCCCCCCUUCCCCUCACAGCGGGGCAGGAGCGGCGCGGAGGCUGCGGAUGCAGUGGGGGGCGGGGGUGGAAGGACGGUGCCUGGGCCCUGCGGUGCAUCUCCCUUGCUGCUGGGGGCUGUGCCACCCCCCCGGGUGUGGAGCCUGCUGUCAGUCAAUAAAUCGUUUGCAAUA
Messenger RNA from Mauremys mutica (yellowpond turtle), 1697 nucleotides. Its product is annotated as dnaJ homolog subfamily B member 2-like. Lineage: Eukaryota; Metazoa; Chordata; Testudines; Geoemydidae. Gene Ontology annotation, molecular function: ATPase activator activity; Hsp70 protein binding. Gene Ontology annotation, cellular component: cytosol; endoplasmic reticulum membrane. Gene Ontology annotation, biological process: positive regulation of proteasomal ubiquitin-dependent protein catabolic process; protein refolding. The transcript is spliced from 10 exons. The record is from RefSeq and is a predicted model, not a curated record. Bases 167 to 1009 code for a protein of 280 amino acids.